Messenger RNA from Populus euphratica (Euphrates poplar), 609 nucleotides. Its product is annotated as 60S ribosomal protein L37-1. Gene Ontology annotation, cellular component: cytosolic large ribosomal subunit; ribosome. The transcript has 4 exons. Gene Ontology annotation, molecular function: structural constituent of ribosome; RNA binding. The record is from RefSeq and is a predicted model, not a curated record. NCBI's taxonomy places the organism in Eukaryota, Viridiplantae, Streptophyta, Magnoliopsida, Malpighiales, Salicaceae. The coding region runs from base 112 to 396 and encodes 94 amino acids. Gene Ontology annotation, biological process: translation.
CAGUCCUUUUAAGAAAACCCUAAAUCUUCACCAUAUAAAUUCCUUACUAUCGCUGCGGCAUAAAAUUUUGUCCCCGGUGAUAGGGUUUUUGCAGCUCGAGAAAAAGAAGAAAUGGGGAAAGGAACAGGGAGUUUUGGUAAGAGAAGGAACAAGACACACACUCUCUGUGUGAGAUGCGGUCGCCGCAGCUUUCAUCUCCAGAAAAGCCGUUGUAGUGCUUGUGCCUUUCCUGCUGCCCGUGUCAGAAAAUAUAACUGGAGUGUGAAGGCUAUCCGCAGAAAGACCACUGGAACUGGCCGCAUGAAGUACCUCCGUCACCUACCACGCAGGUUCAAGACUAACUUUAGAGAAGGUACUCAAGCUACUCCAAGGAACAAGGGAGCUGCAGCAGCAUAGUAAGGCUUAGAAGGGCAAUGAAAGUCUGUUUUGCUUCAAUGCUUUUAAAUUUGCAAACAAGUUUUGAAUUGUUGUUUAAUUGCUGUUACUUAUUAGCCAUUGAAAGAUGUUUUCAACUAUGGAGACUUGAAAAAGUUUACCAUUCUAGUAUGGUUAUGGAUGGUUAUCACCUUUUCACGUAUUCUAUAGGUCUGCCCAUCGCCUUUAUGUCUA